Molecule: messenger RNA, 3154 nt
Organism: Labrus bergylta (ballan wrasse)
Lineage: Eukaryota; Metazoa; Chordata; Actinopteri; Labriformes; Labridae
Source: RefSeq, a predicted model, not a curated record
UGUCUCUGUCCUCAGAUCUGCUUCACAGGCGGAAAUCUCAACCCCCCCACAAUGUCCAACUUAAAGUUACGCCCUUGGAUCUGAGGAUCCGCUUAUUUCUUUUUAUCAGACUUUAACCCAUCAGAGUCCUCGGUAGACUUCCACAACCAUCCAACAGACUUUGACCCAUCAGAGUCCUCGGUAGACUUCCACAACGAUCCAACAGCUCCAGGAUGAUUCACGUUUCCAACAGACGGUCCCUUCACUAUCAGCAUGGUGCCUUCACUGACCUGGUGUUCUACACUGUUGUCUUCCUCGCCCUGAUGAACUCAUGUAGAGCUCAGUCUGAGGUGAUCGUUCCAUCUCAGCCAGUAGUUUCAUUGGUGGGUGAAGACGUUAUUCUGCCAUGUCACCUGGACCCCGUCAUGAAUGCUUUUGACAUCACUGUGGAGUGGGCGAGACCUGACCUGAACCCCAGAUUUGUCCACUUGUGGCGUCAAGGCGAAGAACUGGAGACUAUAAAACAUCCGUCCUUCAGUGGAAGAACAUCAGUGUUCAUCGAUGAGCUGGAGAAGGGAAACAUCUCACUGAAACUCUCCAAAGUUAAAGUCUCUGAUGAGGGAGGAUACAAAUGCUUCAUGCCUGCAUUGUCAAAAAUGUCCACUGUUCAGCUUGUUGUAGGUUCUGUCUCCUCACCUGUUGUUCAGAUGACCAAAAACAACACUGGAGUGUUGUUAGAGUGUGAGUCUGCAGACUGGUAUCCAGAGCCAGAGAUGUUUUGGCUGGACGGCGAGGGAAACCUCCUCUCUGCUGAACCCACUGAGACAGUCAGAGGUCCUGAUGGUCUCUACACUGUCAGCAGCAGAGUGACUGUGGAGAAGAGACAUGGGAGGAAGUUCACCUGUAGAGUCACACAGAGGAAGAUCAACCAGACCAGAGAGAAGCACCUCACUAUUCCAGAUCAUUUCUUUGUGGUCGCUACUCCCAGUCCUCCCAGUCCUCCUGGCACUCAGCAUGUUGUUAUCGGCGCUGUGAUUGGCUGUGCUGCUUUGCUGUUCAUUCCUGUGAUCAUCUUUGUUGUGUGGAGACGGAGACAAAAGAAAUUCAAAAACAAGAAGAGGAGAUGUGAGGAUGGAAGUGAACACUCUGAGAAAGAAAAGCUAGUCACAUCUAAAAGUGAUAAAACAGGAUUUCAGGUUGUGAAUGAAAAAGAAGAAAACCUUCCACUCAUUUCAGUUAAAGACGAGAACAAUCCUGACAAAACAGGAGAAAAGAGUGAGACUGAAGAUGAGGGACAAAGACGAGAAACAAAUGACGGAGAUAAGAGUGAACAGGAGACAGUGAAACCAGUUAGAGACGAUUCAGGACAUUCAAUGGUACAAAUAAAACACAUCAACACUGAUCAGAAGAUGGAGAGGGAAGAGACACAGCAAGAGGCAGUGAGAGAUGAAAACGAGAAAGAGACAAAGGAAGCUAAAGGAAUCACAGAGGAGAUCAAAGUAGAGGGGACAGACAGAGAGGAACAUGAGUCUGUAACUGAUAAAGAAGCUGACACAUAUGAAACCCAAAAGAAGCACAAGAAGAUAACAUCAGAAUCCAAAGGAGGAGAACAGCAGCUGAUGCUGCAACAUUCAGACAUGAAUAAAGAAAUGAGAGAGAGAGGAGUGGAGGGUCAGGAGGACCUGCAGCAGGAGGAGGACAUGGAGACUGAUCUACCUCAACCAAAUGUCAUACAAAGUAUUGAACCACUAAAUACACAAGAGGAAGGUCUCCAUAUGGAUCAGCAACAAAGAGACGAAAUAAGGAGGAAUUCAGAAGAAGACAGAAUGCAGAUAGAGGCUAAUUCUGAAAUGCUAACACAGGGUCAUGAAGAGCAAAAUAUGAAUUUAAUAAAGGAACAACAGCAGCAGGAGGAGGACAUGGAGACUGAUCAAACUCAACCAAAUGUCAUACAAAGUAUUGAACCACUAAAUACACAAGAGGAAGGUCUCCAUAUGGAUCAGCAACAAAGAGACGAAAUAAGGAGGAAUUCAGAAGAAGACAGAAUGCAGAUAGAGGCUAAUUCUGAAAUGCUAACACAGGGUCAUGAAGAGCAAAAUAUGAAUUUAAUAAAGGAACAACAGCAGCAGGAGGAGGACAUGGAGACUGAUCAAACUCAACCAAAUGUCAUACAAAGUAUUGAACCACUAAAUACACAAGAGGAAGGUCUCCAUAUGGAUCAGCAACAAAGAGACGAAAUAAGGAGGAAUUCAGAAGAAGACAGAAUGCAGAUAGAGGCUAAUUCUGAAAUGCUAACACAGAGUCAUGAAGAGCAAAAUAUGAAUUUAAUAAAGGAACAACAGCAGCAGGAGGAGGACAUGGAGACUGAUCUACCUCAACCAAAUAGCAUACGUGUUGAACCAUUAAAUACAACAUUUCAUUAUGAAUCAGCUGCAGAGGGACAGAGUAAGGAGGCUUUUGGUAGAGGACAGAAAGAGGUGCAGACCCAAAACAUAAACACUGAUCAGAAGAUGGAGGAGACAACAACUGAGAUAGACCAAAGAAAGAGAAAAAGGUUAGAAGAGGAGGACAGUAAAAGCAGAAAGAGAAGGUAUGAAACUGAAGUCAGAUCGAGAGACGUUGGAGAUAUGCUUCAGUCAGAGACAAAGAAAGGAGACUCAGCAGUCAUUCAUUAAUUAAUGAACGACAAACACUGAAAGAGCCAGGUAUGAUGAGCCCAGUAACAAAUACCUGAGUGAGUGGUAAAUAUUAGCACUAGACAACACUAGAGCAGAACUUGUUAGGUGUGGACUGGUCUCUCUCUCUCUGGUCUCCCUCCUCCCUCUGCCUGCUGCACAUCUGAUAGCAGUUUUCACUCAAGUAUGAGGAGGAGUGGCAGAGUGCAGAGGGCUCUCUAACAGACACACACUCCCUCUGGGCAAUAGACAGAGAGGUAUCUUUUCCCCUACCCAGGCAUGUCCAGAUUGCUGUUUUUUAUUUUUUUUUAGUCGAACCUUCGAUUCCUUUAGUUUAGUUCUGUUUUCCUUUGUUUUUAGGAGGUGGUGCUGAGAGCGACGGCCCAUCACGUAGCUGGCUCUGCACUUUCUCAUAUUUUGUUAUUUUUUUGCCGGGGUCUCCAGCCCCUUUUGUUUUGUUAGUUUUAUUAUUUAUCUUUGAUUAUGUCUUGGGGGGUUAU